Molecule: messenger RNA, 3362 nt
Organism: Hermetia illucens (black soldier fly)
Lineage: Eukaryota; Metazoa; Arthropoda; Insecta; Diptera; Stratiomyidae
Product: RUN and FYVE domain-containing protein 2
Exons: 8
Coding region: 336-2255 (639 amino acids)
Cellular component (GO): cytoplasm
Molecular function (GO): metal ion binding
Source: RefSeq, a predicted model, not a curated record
ACGGACCCACUUCCAUUGCUCAGUAGUGCAUUGUUCAUUCUAGUGAAACGUACAAAGGAGUUGUUCCGAAAUUGAAAAUAUUCUUGAGAUUUGGAAGUCCUUGUGGAAGGAUCGUGAUAUUUUAGGAAGUGUUGGCAAGUGCUCAGUUGAGGAAAUAGAUAUUGUGGUUGAAGAUUUAUUCCGAGAAGACGAAAAUUCGCAUUUACUCCGUGCGAUAUUGAUCCAGUCCCAAAAAGGAGGCUGUAAGGACAUUAUGCCUCUGACAUAUUUGAGUGGAUAUUAGAAGGUUUUUCUAGUUACGAAAUAAAUCUGGAAGUUUCCAUCGUUCGAGUAUAAUGCGUGGUCUCAGCGGUUCCCCGAAGAAAAGCAAUACGUCGUCAACAGGAGCAAUAAUGCAAACAAAUAACUCCUCGAACACAAUAGCCUUGCCGAAGCCGCAACAUGCCAAUAAUCCGGAGGAUAUUGUUGGCGGAGUGCAGGACACCAUUUAUCUGUGCAAUUUUCGGGUGUCCGUGGACGGUGAAUGGUUGUGUUUGAAGGAACUUCAAGAUCUCGAGAUUCAAGAUGGAAAUGGCGGCGGCGGGAAUGCAGGUGGUGUCGGUGGCAAAAGAACAUCUUUGGAAGAAAGUAAUGGUCGUGGACAAGUAGAAAGCUUUGCUUAUGAUGGUGAUGGCUUUAAUAAAUACGAUCGUGAUUGGGUUCACUAUUGUCGAGAUCCGGCGGCUAUCGAACGUAGUAAUUUAGUGAAUAUCUGUAAGCUUGUGGUUAAGGAACUCCUGGAGCAAUCUCUAAGAUUUGGUCGAAUGCUCGAUUCUGAUCAUUUACCUCUCCAGCAUUUUUUCAUUGUUUUAGAGCAUGUUCUGCGGCAUGGAUUGAAACCAAAAAAGGGUUUACUUGGUCCCAAGAAAGAACUGUGGGACAUCCUUCAGAGUGUGGAGAAAUACUGUAUUGAAGCUCAGGAUAUUACAACAAGCGUACGAGAUCUGCCAACAGUUAGAACACAUAUGGGACGGGCUCGAGCUUGGCUUAGGAUUGCUCUUAUGCAGAAAAAACUCGCUGAUUACUUGCAGGCCCUCAUAGAGCAUCGUGAGGAAGCUUUAGCUGAAUACUAUGAACCACAUGCCUUAAUGAUGAGCGAUGAGGUUGUUGUUAUAAUGGGAAUCUUAGUAGGACUGAAUGUUAUAGACUGUAAUUUAUGUGUUAAAGAGGAAGACUUGGACUCACAGCAAGGUGUGAUUGAUUUUUCAUUGUAUCUGAGAUCUAGCUCGAGAACAAGUCCCGAGGACGAAGGUGCUAUAAUUGAAGGGCCCGGUGGAAAUAUGAACGCUGUGCUUGAUCAGAAAAACUAUAUUGAGGAGCUUAACAGGCAUCUGAACGCGACAGUUGCAAAUUUACAAGCAAAGGUUGAAUCCUUGACUACUACUAAUGCUCUGAUGAAGGAGGAUUUGGCAAUUGCCCGCAACAGCUUACUGGCUUUACAGGCUGAAAACCAAGCACUCAGACAAAGUAUUAAUAGGAAUUCUCAAUCAAAUAUAUCACAGACCGGAAAUGGGGAUAACCACUCCCAAUCUGGUAGUGAUCGUGUAUCGACAGCCGAAAUGGAAUUAUCAGAAUCAUUGGCCGAUGAGAGGAAGAAAACUCAAGAGCUUGAGAAAGAGUUGAAAAUUCAAAUCUCAUUAAAAGCUGAAACAGAUAUGGCCAUGAAACUACUCGAAAAGGAUAUACAUGAAAAACAAGAUACAAUUGUUUCGCUACGUCGUCAGUUGGAAGAUAUCAAACAGAUCAACUUGGAAAUGUACAAAAAAUUACAGGAAUGCGAAGAUGAACUUACACAAAAAGGUGAAAUGGUAUCACGUUUACAAACAAAAGCAUCACAGAUCGGUCAAAUUUUGCAAACCCUUGAGAAGAAAUAUGACUCAAAAAUCGACCAACACGACUUAAUCAAGGAAGUCCUGGUUAAAGAGAAGUCGAAUAGUAGCAAUCAUCGGCGAAUACAGACCAACUCUCAUCAUCAGAAACUAGAUAAGAAACCAAAAGGUGAUGGACCACCCCUGAAGAAACUCCACUUGAAAGUUGAUCCUAUUCCCCCGUUCAAUGCUAACAAAGUGCGGAAGUCCCCAAGUAUAAGUGCAACCACAAACGAUGGAAAUGCCUCGUCGUCUUCAUCAUCCCAAGAUGCUACUAAACAAAACAAUAAGAAACCCGACGCUGACAAUACACCAGGCGUACCAAGUUCUGGAGAUAAGAACAACUAGGCCAAACAUAGAGGCUCCAUUGCUAACACUUUUUCUUAGGUCUAAUGAUACUAUUCGCCAAAAAUAAACUUUCUUGCUUCCUAGGCGACUAAUCACUGAAGCGCUAACUACUCAAUUUGUAAAUCAUAGAAUAGAUUUGUGCAGGACACCAUGUCUGCGUAGCGGCACAUUAUCUUUAAACAACGCUGAAAUGUAAAGCAAAGUUAUAUCAUUGUGAAAUUAUAUAAUUCUAGGAAUGUGAGGCAUCGCUUAAGCACAAAACUGAACUAUUAGGAAAGCUUGAAUCGCAAAAGGAAGACAUGGCGACUGCUUUGUCUCAACUAGAGAAGAAGUAAGACAUUUUUUGUUACUUUAGGUGUAUCUUAUUGGUUGGUUUGAUUUUCAUAGCUUGGGGUAAUUUAUUUAUUCAAGAACUAGAUAAGGUAAGUUUUCAAAGAUUACCCAAAGCUACCUUCGUUUUUUCCUACAUCACUUGCUUCAGAACUUUCCAUCACUCUUAUUUUUUUAAGGACAUGUAUAUAAAUUCGAACUUCCAACUAAGUUGUGCUCACAUUUCACCAUAACUUGUGUGCAUUUUUCCGGAAACUUAUGGUUAAAUUGAAAUCCUUUGCAUUUAUUAGUUGGCUUUUAAUAGAAGCUUCGAUUCAAAUACAUUUGACAGACAAAUCUAGAAGAAGAAUAGAUAAUUAAAGUUGAAGUAGUUCCUUUAAAAUGGUUGAAAAUUUGAAAAAAUAUGUAUACAAAAAAUUGUAAAUUAUAGAAAAAUCACUCAUGGACAGUGGUCACCCCUUAGUAAAAUCGAAUUACUAUGAAACUUAGAGAGUUUGCUACUAAAACCUCAUUAUCAAUCUUGAAAUUGGGUCAAUUAGUUUCUGCCUAGAUAUAGGAACCCUUAAAGUUCUUUCUCUGGUAUUGGGUCUAUGAGCGAAUUUCAUGAAUCUUUGGAAAGCCGAAAGUUUGUUCGGUAAUUAUAUAGUUACUUAUUUCGAAAUGACCCUGUGGGAUCCCCAUAUAUCAUCCGGCACAAAACUGAGCAGAUACUAUCUAGUAUAGCAAUCAUCAAGUUCUAAAAAUAUAGUAAGUGGUCCCCUCGUGCUUGAGAAAUUU